This is a messenger RNA of Paramecium tetraurelia, 852 nucleotides long. RefSeq lists its product as uncharacterized. The record is from RefSeq and is a predicted model, not a curated record. NCBI's taxonomy places the organism in Eukaryota, Ciliophora, Oligohymenophorea, Peniculida, Parameciidae. The transcript is spliced from 4 exons.
AUGCCUCAAUUACCGAAUUUUGCUCCUGUUGUGGAACAAUGGUGGAAGUAUUUAGGAUUUGGUUAGAGAUUGAUCCUCUUCUAAAUGGCUAUACUCAGACUUAUUUCAUAUUUUUCCAAUCAUAUAUUGAAUAUGCUUUAUAACUAAACCCUAUUAGUUUAGAAUGGAUAAUAUUGGAGAUUGUUCACAGCUCCUUUAUUUUCAACGAGCUUUUUGGAAAUUAUAGCUAGUUGGUUCUUUUUUUAGCUAAUUGUAAAUCCUUAUGAAGCAACAGUGGGAAGCGCAUAUUUCAUUUUUGAUUUCUUUUUUAAGAGCUUUUUAUUAGAAUCUAUAAACUUUCUGGUGAACAUUGGGCUCUGUUAAUAUGAUAUUUAGUAUCAAUACACUUUGAGUUAUGGUAUCGACGGAUUAGCACUCUAUUAUUUAUGCAGCUAAUUUCUUGCCUCUCCUCAUAGUUAAAGAGAUUUUAACUUAUUUUCGAUACCUAACUAUUAUUUAUUACUCACCAUCCCUUUUGUGAUGUUUUUAUACACAGAAAAAUUCAUUUAUAUAUUUGCAUUAUGGAUCGCUAUAUUUGAAUGGUUUUUCUUUAAUGGGAUGCUCAUACGUUUAUCAGAUAAUUCUAUUGAAAAACUAUCAUUCAUAUUUGGUACAUUAAGAAAGAUUAAUUGUUUUAAGUAGCCAUCUCAAAGUUUACAAGAACCCAAGUUGUAUUCAGCUUCUCCAUAGGUUGAAUUAGGUUCUUAAUAAUAAGCAUCAUAAGCAUUUGGAGGCAGGGGAAUAAUGAUAGGGGGAUAUGAGGAAGAAAAGGAACAAAGAGUUUAAGGUUAAAAUAAUUAUUAAUAAAUAUGA